AUGGCGACAGUGGCAGAAAAUUCUGUGAUCAAAGUUGCAGCUCUCAGUGGAUCCCUUCGCAAAGCUUCCUUACGUUUUUCUUUUAUACACAUGAAGUAUCAGCUUGUGGCUAAACAGCGUCUUUCCAGUGGCAGUGAUAGUCAGCCUGAUGAGAGGAUAUGUUAACGAGGUUCCUCUAAUGUUGUUCUUUUGAGAAAGCUUGAAGUUGCAUUGCAGGAUCAUCAAGUAGAUGAAGCUUGGAUAACAUCUAUUGACUUCAAGAAUCUACAUGGCUAAUUUCCUAUGGGUUCCAAGGUCAGUAGGUUAAUUUCUCUAGUUUCCUACUCAUCUGACCCUCACUGGUUUUAAGAAGCAUGUGAUCUGGUCUUCCUAACAUUGAAAGGAAAAACGGAUUUGACAGUUCCAGUCCUGACAAAGAUCCCACUCUCCUUAGCUAGAGCACAUAUGCCUGUUCCUACCUCUAUGAUUCUAAGGGUGAUUCUAGAGAGGGAGAAUAUGCCCCCGUUGCAUAUAUUAUGGUCAGUGGUUUCACAUACGGUGAAGAUGGAGAUUGGGACAUGUCUGGUGUCAAAUUUCUUGGUUCAGAUGUGUGAUGGUUUUCUACCUUUAGGUUCUAAAAGAAGUGUUCAUCCUAAAGUGGUAAAACCUGAUGCAAUGGCAUUCAAUCUAGUUCUUGGUUGUGUGAGGUUCAAAUCAUCUCUGAAAGGCCAAGAAAUAGUUGAUUUGAUGUCACAAACAGGUGUUAUUUCCAACGCACACUCCAUUAUUGUUGCCCAGAUCCAUGAAAUGAAUGGGCAGAGGGAUGGGAUCAAGAAAUUGAAGGAUAAAGUUGAUAGAGUGUGUUUAAAGUUUGAUGACAUUGACUCUGCUGCAGAGCUCAUUUUAGAUAUGCAUAAUCAAGAGCUUGUAAUGUUUUGGAGUGGAGAACUUCUCCUUAGUAACAGAGCCCUGGCAAAGCUUGUCAAUGGAUACAGAAGACAUGGGAGAACUUCUGAGCUUUCAAAGCUUCUACUUUGUUGGAUGGAAAUGGUUCAUGACAUCUUGAACGACAUGGAUGCAGCUGGGGAUCUCACAGGCUUUACCCAACAUAUGGCACUCUUAACUGCAUAUUACAGUAGAGAGAUUUCGAGAAAUGAGAGAGGAAGAGAAGGCUUUUCCUUCUGGGGUAUCAAGAGCAACACUGGUAGCAAGGACUUAGAGGAAAGUAGGGAUCUCUAUGAGGUUUUGCCACUGGAUUUUAUCCGAGGAGCUUAUUUUGAGAGAGCAAUGGAGGUCAGUGGUUAUAUGAAAGAGUGUAAUAUGCAUCGUGACAAGUGGAUGUUUAAAGAUGACUUCUUGAAGCUUCAUAAGAAUCUAUGUUGGAGUUUAAAAGCAUCGGAGGCAAGCACUGAGGCUCAAAGAAAGAGCCUUGAGUGUGUCAAGGCAUUCAGGAAGUGGGCUGGAAUUGAUUGA
Populus nigra (black poplar) is the source of this 1452-nucleotide messenger RNA. Its product is annotated as pentatricopeptide repeat-containing protein At4g17616. The record is from RefSeq and is a predicted model, not a curated record. Lineage: Eukaryota; Viridiplantae; Streptophyta; Magnoliopsida; Malpighiales; Salicaceae.